Piliocolobus tephrosceles (Ugandan red Colobus) is the source of this 1177-nucleotide messenger RNA. RefSeq names its product histo-blood group ABO system transferase. Gene Ontology annotation, molecular function: glycoprotein-fucosylgalactoside alpha-N-acetylgalactosaminyltransferase activity. Lineage: Eukaryota; Metazoa; Chordata; Mammalia; Primates; Cercopithecidae. The record is from RefSeq and is a predicted model, not a curated record. Gene Ontology annotation, cellular component: vesicle; membrane; Golgi apparatus. The transcript has 6 exons. Bases 42 to 1034 code for a protein of 330 amino acids. Gene Ontology annotation, biological process: carbohydrate metabolic process.
AACCAAAAUGCUACGCACUUCUACCUGUGAUCCUUUGCCUAAUGAUGCUGGUCUUGGUCUUGUUUGGUUACGGGGUCCUAAGCCCCAGAAGCCUACUGCCAGGAAGCCUGGAACGGGGGUUCUGCAUGGCUUUUAGGGAACCAGACGGUCUGCAGCGUGUCUCGUUGCCAAGGAUGGUCUACCCCCAGCCAAAGGUGUUGACGCCCUGUAGGAAGGACGUCCGUGUCGUGACCCCUUGGCUGGCUCCCAUUGUCUGGGAGGGCACGUUCAACAUCGACAUCCUCAACAAGCAGUUCAGGCUCCAGAACACCACCAUCGGGUUAACUGUGUUUGCCAUCAAAAAAUACGUAAUCUUCCUGAAGCUGUUCCUGGAGACGGCAGAGAAGCACUUCAUGGUGGGCCACCGGGUCCACUACUAUGUCUUCACCGACCAGCCGGCCGCGGUGCCGCGUGUGGCGCUGGGGACCGGUCGGCAGCUGUCGGUGCUUGAGGUGCGCGCCUACCGGCGCUGGCAGGACGUGUCCAUGCACCGCAUGGAGAUGAUCAGCGACUUCUGCGAGCGGCGCUUCCUCAGCGAGGUGGACUACCUGGUGUGCGUGGACGUGGACAUGGAGUUCCGCGACCACGUGGGCGUGGAGAUCCUGACUCCGCUGUUCGGCACCCUGCACCCCAGCUUCUAUGGAAGCAACCGAGAGGCCUUCACCUACGAGCGCCGGCCCCAGUCCCAAGCCUACAUCCCCAAGGACGAGGGUGAUUUCUACUACAUGGGGGCGUUUUUCGGGGGGUCGGUGCAGGAGGUGCAGCGGCUCACCAGGGCCUGCCACCAGGCCAUGAUGGUCGACCAGGCCAACGGCAUCGAGGCCGUGUGGCACGACGAGAGCCACCUGAACAAGUACCUGCUGCGCCACAAACCCACCAAGGUGCUCUCCCCAGAGUACCUGUGGGACCAGCAGCUGCUGGGCUGGCCCGCGGUCCUGAAGAAGCUGAGGUUCGCGGCGGUGCCCAAGAACCACCAGGCGGUCCGGAACCCGUGAGCGGCUGCCAGAGGCUCUGGGAGGGCUGCCGGCAGCCCCAUCCCCCUCCCGCCCUUGGUUUUAGCAGAACGGGUAAACUGAAGCCUAGGUCUCGCCCCCACGUCAAAUCACACACACACCCUCCCCACCACAGGGACACACCA